CGCAGACUCCGCGUUUCAAGAGGCGCAGAAAUGGAUAGAGGCUGUGACGGGAAGAUGUUUCGGUGACAAAGAUUUCAGAGGCGGUUUGGAGAAUGGGAUACUGCUAUGCGAGUUGCUGAGCUCCAUUAAACCCGGCCUGGUGAAGAAAAUUAACAGACUUCCGACACCCAUCGCUGGCCUGGACAACCUCAGUGUGUUUCUCCGUGGCUGUGAGGAGUUGGGAUUGAAAGGCUCCCAGCUGUUUGACCCUGGAGACCUGCAGGACACAUCGACACGCCCCACCGCCAAGGGAAGUGACUGCAGCCGAAAACUCAAGAAUGUUUUAAUCACCAUCUACUGGUUGGGUCGCGCUGCCAACGGCUGUACCUCCUACAACGGGCCCACGCUGGACCUGAAAGAGUUUGAGGGCCUGCUGUCACAGAUGCGAAAGGAGGCGGAGGAGGCAGAGAGCCCUAAACGCAGCAUCCGGGACAGUGGCUACAUCGACUGCUGGGACUCAGAGCGCAGCGACUCUCUCUCCCCCCCACGCCACGGCCGCGAGGACUCGUUCGACAGCCUGGACUCCUUCGGCUCACGCUCACGACAAACCCCGUCGCCAGACGUCCUGGUCGCCCGCGGCAGCAGCGAUGGCCGUGGCAGCGACUCAGAGUCCGACGGUCCCCCCCACAGGAAGAUGCCAGACAUCCGUAAGGAUGACAUGUUGGCGCGGCGGACGUCCGUCAGCGAGCCGCGAACUGCCAUGCCCUUUAACCAGUACCUCCCCAACAAGAGCAACCAGAGUGGAUAUCUACCCACGCCGCUCCGCAAAAAGAAAGGCGACAAAGAGGAGGGAGGACGCAAGAGCUGGAGUACUGCCACGUCACCUAUAGGUGGAGACAGACCUUUCAGUACUCCAGCUCGCUCGUGCUCAGAGGAACUCUUCCACCAUUCGACGCCUCUAGCAGGAAACGCCACGGCAGCCUCAGCGGUUGCAUCGGCUCCCGCCAACGCGGCCGGGAGACAACCACCUCCAGCAGAGCGGGAGGAGGCGGUCGCUGGUGCGCCGUUCGCGGCAGAUGCGGAGCAGGAGGAGAAGCGGGCCCGUCGAACGCUGACCUCUCCUAAACGCAUCGCCACCCAGAGUCCCUCCCAUUUUCUUCCCGUGCCUGCUGCCAUGGCAACCACUUCAAAAGAAACAGCCGGUACAGGCCGGCGAAAGGGCAGGGCACUGAGCGAAAGUGACGACCCGCAGGGAGGGACCUCCUGGUUGGACAGCGGUCUUCCAGCAACAUUCAGCCACACAGAUAGUGUGUCAGAUGACUCACAGAGUGUGAGUAUGAUCGACAUGCGUGGAGAAGAGGAUACCAUCUUGCAGCCCCACAGUCAGGUGCGUCAUGAACUGAUGCACAAUCAGUACAACAGGAUGAAGGAAGAGGAGGAUCACUGGCAGGACGACCUGGCCCGAUGGAAAAAUCGAAGGAGGAGUAUUUCCCAGGAUCUGAUCAAGAAGGAGGAGGAGAGGAAGAUGAUGGAGCGGCUGAUGUCGGGAGACACCUGCCCCUCCCACAGGAGGAGAAGCAUCAAGACGUACAGAGAGAUAGUGGAGGACAAGGAGCGCCGUGAGGAGGAGCUGCGAGACGCGUACAGGAGAGCCAGAUCCCCGGAGGAGGCGUCAGUCAUCCUCCAGCGCUACGCCCAGCGUUUCUCCAUCAGUGAAGCGGUCCUGGAACGCCUGCAGCUGCCGAAGCUGCUGGAUCGCAGCAUCUCCGCUGACCCCUCCUUCCCCUGCUCGCCCUUCCCUCUCUCCCUCGCCGCCUCCCCGACGACCCCAGACCCCUUCGACGUGGACCCCAAUGGGCCUCUGAGGUAUCUGCGCCAGCAGUCGGCUCCGGCUCCAAAGUUCACGUCCACGCUGGAGGCGCGGAUCGAGGAGUUUCCCAAAGACUUGUCCUCGCACCAGCGGCCUCAGAUUCGCUCCCGCUCGUCCGAGCCGCCAUCCACCCGAGCCCUGUCGCCCAAACCGGUGCCUUUGCUGACACCCAAGCCUUACUUUGAGACCCGAUCCACAGCGGCUGAACCGCGGCCCAGCAAGGCGGACGGUUUGCUUCGAAUCAACGGCAACAUAGGAAGCGACGACGUUCCCACCACACCUGAGAGUCAAGGAAGGGAAUCUCCUCCUCAUUUCCAGGCGUCCCCUUCCAAAACCAGUAACAGCACAGUAGACGCUCGCUCCUCAGCGGCGUCACCCGCACACAGUCCACACGCCUCCCCCGCGGGAGGAAGCCCAGCGUCGACGAAGGCCAAGGAGGAGGUACGAGGCGCCAGUGAAGCGGCGGCUGAGGACGUCAGAGAAGAGAAGAAAGUCGCAGAGCAUUCGACGCCACCGAGUCGGCCCACCUCGCUCCCAACGGAACUGCAGAAGCCGGAGGAAAGCUUUGGGAAGGCUGGAGUCCAGACAGCAGCUGCUCCCGAGGAGAAAAAGUCUGCUGCAGCUCAACCAGCACCAGCUGCAGAAGCCAAACGAGAACAAGAAAAGGCUGAACCAUCUGAUCAAAGCAUCUCCAGUCUUCUCCAGUCGGGCGUCGGCACGCAGCAAAGUCAGCCGGUGACUUUACAGACAACUGUCCCCACUCCCCAGGAGCUGUCACGGAGAAGAGAGAACGUACCGAGCUUACCCGCACCAGGAUCGUCUGGAUAUCACCCGCCGCGGGAAACGACGGCAGAGUUUGCAAACAGUGUCAGGUCUCCGCUGGCAACCAGCAACCCUAAGUUACGUUGGGAGUUCUUCGCUCCACCAGAAGAGGCAGAAAAGGAUCGCCGUGGAAACGUGUCAGUGCCGGUGUUGCCCCAGGCCAGGCGGGGUGACCGCUGGUCUUGGGACCCGGAUGAGGAGCGAAAGCGUCAGGAAAGGUGGCAGCAAGAGCAGGAGCGCAUGCUGCAGGAGAAGUACCGGCGCGAGCAGGAGAAGCUGAAGGAGGAGUGGGAGAAAGCGCAGAGGGAAGUGGCCGAGGAGGAGAGGAAGUACCAUGAGGAGGAGCGUAAGAUACUGGAGGAGACUGUGGCGCCUCUCACUCCCCGCUCCUCAGCCCUGCCCUCCCCCAGCCGAGGGGAGCUGUCCUCCACCGCCGCGCCCCAGGACACCAUCGUCCGUUCGCUGGCUGACUGGGAACGUAAACAGGAACUUCUGGAGAGGCAGUCGAGGGGGAGCACGGAGAGCGUGGAGGCGAAACGGAGGGAAAAUGACAGGACUAGUGACAUCAGCACUGCUGACGACAGCAUGAAGACAGCAAGAAGCUCGUUGAGUCAGAGCAGCAGUCAGACAGGAACACUCACAGCUCACAGUUUGCAGAACGGCCAGAAACUUCCUGCGGUGUCGGCCAAAUCCUCAACUCCGGUGAAGAAGCAACAAGAUCUCACAGCAGAAAGCAACAAGCCCAGCCGGCCUGCAGGAGACAGGAGGAGUGGUCCCAUUGAUAAUAACAUGAGCCGCAGCUCAUCAAAGCCUCCUGCAGCAUGUUCCCCAACUCCAGACACACUGCCUCCAACUCCCAACAGGUCCGUCAGUGGGAAGAAGCUGUGCUCCAGCUGUGGGCAGCCGCUGGGAAAAGGGGCGGCCAUGAUCAUAGAGACCCUCAGCCUCUACUUCCACAUCCACUGCUUUAAGUGUGGGGUGUGUAAGGGACAGUUAGGCGACACGACCACGGGGACGGACGUCCGAAUUAGAAACGGCCUCCUCAACUGCCACCAGUGCUACAUCCGCUCCCGCUCGGCCGGACAGCCCACCACAUUGUGACGCUCAACAGAAAAGCACAAGGUUCACGGAAGAAACCCC
This is a messenger RNA of Seriola dumerili (greater amberjack), 3811 nucleotides long. It is a transcript of the gene limch1, whose product is annotated as LIM and calponin homology domains 1. The transcript has 28 exons. The record is from RefSeq and is a predicted model, not a curated record. The coding region runs from base 422 to 3772 and encodes 1116 amino acids. Gene Ontology annotation, cellular component: stress fiber. Gene Ontology annotation, molecular function: myosin II head/neck binding. Lineage: Eukaryota; Metazoa; Chordata; Actinopteri; Carangiformes; Carangidae. Gene Ontology annotation, biological process: positive regulation of stress fiber assembly; regulation of focal adhesion assembly.